Molecule: messenger RNA, 5481 nt
Organism: Anolis sagrei ordinatus
Lineage: Eukaryota; Metazoa; Chordata; Lepidosauria; Squamata; Anolidae
Gene: IFT172
Product: intraflagellar transport 172
Biological process (GO): intraciliary transport
Cellular component (GO): intraciliary transport particle B; axoneme; ciliary basal body
Molecular function (GO): protein binding
Source: RefSeq, a predicted model, not a curated record
GCGGAACGCAGAGAUUCUAGGAUUCUACCCCGUCCGGGCAGUGACGUCCCUCAAAGGGGGCGGGGCGCGGACGCCAUUUUGGUUGUUGUUGUUGCCAGGGAGACGCGGCCUAGCCGAGGACGCGAUGCAGCUGAGGCACGUCCGGACCUUGUUGGCGCCUCAGGACGGGGCGGCGAAGGUGACGUGCCUGGCCUGGGCGCCCAACAACGCCCGCUUCGCCGUCUGCACCGUGGACCGCGUGGUCCUCCUCUACGACGAGCACGGAGAGCGGAGGGACAAGUUCUCCACCAAGCCUGCAGACCCCAAGUAUGGCCGGAAGAGCUACGUGGUUAAGGGCAUGGCCUUCUCCCCAGACUCCACCAAGAUUGCCAUUGGGCAGACGGACAACAUCAUCUACAUCUACAAGAUUGGAGAGGACUGGGGCGAUAAGAAGGUGAUCUGCAACAAGUUCAUCCAGACGAGCGCCGUGACCUGUCUGCUGUGGCCGGAGGAGAACACCAUCGUCUUUGGUCUGGUGGAAGGAAAGGUUCGCCUGGCAAACACCAAGACCAACAAGUCGUCCACCAUUUACGGGACGGACUCCUACGUGGUGUCUCUGGCCUCCAAUGUCUCGGGGAAGGGGAUCCUGUCCGGACAUGCAGAUGGGACCAUCGUGCGCUACUUCUUUGAUGACGAAGGCUCUGGGGAGUCACAGGGGAAGCUGGUGGUGCACCCGUGCCCACCGUACGCUAUGGCCUGGGCCUCCAGCAGCAUCGUGGUGGCCGGCUGCGACAAGAAGAUCGUGGCCUACGGAAGGGAGGGGCACAUCAUCCAGACCUUCGACUACAGCCGGGACACCUCCGAGAAGGAGUUCACGGUGGCCGCCGCCAGCCCCGGGGGCCAGUCGGUGGUCAUUGGCAGCUUCGAUAGACUCCGAGUUCUGAACUGGAGCCCCCGCCGGAGUGCCUGGGAGGAAGCCAAGCCCAAGGAGAUCCCCCACCUCUACACCAUCACCGCCUUGGCCUGGAAGAGGGACGGCUCUCGUCUCUGUGCGGGCACCCUCUGCGGUGGAGUGGAACAGUUUGAUUGCUGCCUCCGGAGGAGCAUCUACAAGAACAAGUUUGAGAUGACGUACGUGGGGCCCAGCCAGGUGAUUGUGAAGAACCUCUCCACCGGGAUGCGGGUGGUGCUGAAGUCCCAUUAUGGCUACGAGAUUGACGAGGUCAAGAUCCUGGGCAAGGAGCGUUACCUGGUGGCCCACACCCCGGAAACCCUCCUCCUGGGGGACCUCACCUCCAACAAGCUCAGCGAGGUGGCCUGGCAGGGCUCUGGCGGGAAUGAGAAGUUCUUCUUCGAGAACGAGAACGUCUGCAUGAUCUUCAACGCUGGGGAGCUGACGCUGGUGGAGUACGGGAGCAACGAGAUCCUGGGCUCCGUGCGGACAGAGUUCAUGAACCCUCAUCUCAUCAGUGUCCGCAUCAACGAGCGGAGGCAGCGGGGCUCCGAGGAGAACAAGCGCCUGGCCUACCUGGUGGACAUCAAGACCAUCGCAGCCGUGGACCUUGUGGGGAGCUACAACAUUGGCACCAUCAGCCACGACAGCAAGAUUGACUGGCUGGAGCUGAACGAGACGGGGCACAAGCUGCUCUUCCGGGACAAGAAGAUGAAGCUUCACCUGUAUGACAUUGAGAGUGCCACCAAGACCACCAUCCUGAGCUACUGCUCCUAUGUCCAGUGGGUCCCUGGGAGCGACGUGGUGGUGGCCCAGAACCGGAACAACCUCUGCGUCUGGUACAACAUCGACACCCCCGAGCGAGUGACCAUGUUUCCCAUGAAGGGAGACAUUGUGGACCUCCAGAGGGGCAGCGGCAAGACGGAGGUGAUUGUGACGGAGGGCGUGAACACCGUGUGCUACACUCUGGACGAGGGGCUCAUUGAGUUCGGGACGGCCAUUGACGACGGCGACUACCACAGGGCUAUGGUCUUCCUGGAGACACUGGAGAUGUCCGCCGAGACCGAGGCCAUGUGGAAGACGCUCAGCCGGCUGGCCCUGGAGGCCAAGCAGCUGCACAUCGCAGAGAGGUGUUUUGCUGCUCUGGGACACGUGUCCAAAGCUCGGUUCCUCCACGAGACCAACGCAAUUGCAGACCAGGUGGCCAAGGAGUAUGGAGGGGAGGGCACUGACCACUACCAAGUCCGGGUCCGCCUGGCCAUGCUGGACAAGAACUACAAGCUGGCGGAGAUGAUUUUCCUGGAACAGAAUGCGGUGGAGGAAGCCAUGGACAUGUACCAGGAGCUGCACAUGUGGGAGGAGUGCCUGGCGGUGGCUGAGGCCAAAGGCCACCCAGCGCUGGAGAAGCUGCGCCAGGGCUACUACGAGUGGCUGCUGCAGAGCCAGCAGGAGGAGCGUGCGGCCGAGGUGCAGGAGGGUCAAGGGGACCUGCAGGCCGCGGUGGGGCUCUACCUGAAGGCGGGGCUCCCGGCCAAAGCGGCGCAGCUGGUGGCCGGAGGAGAAGAGCUGCUGGGCAGCAGGGACCUGGUCAACCGCAUUGCCACCGCCCUCCUGCGGGGGGAGCUCUUUGAGCAGGCGGGGGAGCUCUUUGAGAAGAUCCGGAACCCGCAGAGGGCGCUGGAGUGCUACCGCAAGGGCUGCUCCUUCCUGAAAGCAGUGGAGUUGGCGCGCUCUGCCUUCCCGGCGGAAGUAGUCAAGCUGGAGGAGGCCUGGGGUGACCACUUGGUGCAGCAGAAGCAGCUGGAUGCCGCCAUCAACCACUACAUCGAAGCCCGGUGUGCCGUCAAGGCCAUAGAGGCCGCCAUCGGGGCCCGGCAGUGGAAGAAGGCUGUGUAUAUCCUGGAUACGCUGGACGCCAAGGUGGCCGCCAAGUACUACCUCAAGAUCGCCCAGCACUACGCGGCCCUGCAGGAGUACCAGAUGGCGGAGGAGCUCUACGUCAAAGGGGACCACACCAAGGAGGCCAUCGACAUGUACACUCAGGCCGGGCUCUGGGAGCAGGCGCACAAGCUGGCCUCCAAGUGCAUGCGGCCAGAGGACGUCUCCAUCCUGUACAUCACGCGGGCCCAGGAGAUGGAGCACCAGGGCAAGUACAAGGAGGCCGAGAGGCUCUAUAUCACGGUGGACGAGCCGGACCUGGCGAUCACCAUGUACAAGAAGUGCAAGAAGUACAAGGAGAUGCUGCGCCUCCUGGGCAAGUACCACAAGGACCUCCUGAGCGACACGCACCUCCACCUGGGAAAGGAGCUGGAGGCGGAGGGGCGCCUGCAGGAGGCCGAGUAUCACUACCUGGAGGCCAAGGACUGGAAGGCGGCCGUCAACAUGUACCGCGUCAGCAACAUGUGGGACGAGGCCUACCGGGUGGCCAAGGCCCACGGAGGGGCCAACUCCCACAAACACGUGGCCUUCCUGUGGGCAAAGAGUCUCGGCGGGGAGGCCGCCGUGAAGCUGCUCAGCAAAUUUGGGCUUCUGGAGAUGGCCAUUGACCAUGCGGCCGACAACAGCAUGUUUGACUUUGCCUUUGAGCUGGCGAGGCUUUCCCUGAAGCAGAGGCUCCCCGAGAUCCACUUCAAAUACGCCUCCUUCCUAGAGGACGAGGGCAAAUUCGAAGAGGCAGAAGUGGAGUUUGUGAAGGCUGGGAAGCCCAAGGAGGCCGUUCUGAUGUAUGCUCAUGCCCAGAACUGGGGGGCGGCACAGCGUGUGGCGGAGGCCCACGACCCAGAGAGUGUGGUGAUUGUGCUAGUGGGCCAGGCGGACGCAGCCUUCAAGCAGAAGGAGUUCCAGAAGGCAGAGGCCCUCCUACUGCGCGCCCAGCGCCUGGACCUGGCCGUCAAGCACUACAAGGAGGCUGGCAUGUGGAUGGACGCCCUGAGGGUCUGCAAGGAGUACCUGCCCGGAGACCUGGACGCACUGCAGGAGGAGUACGAGCAGGAAGUGGCCAAGAAGGGGCCCAGGGGCCUGGAGGGUCUGGUGGAGCAGGCGCGCGAGUGGGAGCAGGCCGGGGAGUAUGCGCGUGCUGUGGACUGCUACCUGAAGGUGCGCGACCCCAGCAACAGUGCCCUUGCCGAGAAGUGCUGGAUGAAGGCAGCAGAGCUGGCCAUCAAGUUCCUUGGACAGCCGCGGAGCACGGAGGUGGUGCGGACGGUGGGGCCGCUGCUGGUGGGCCUGGGCAAGUUCAGCGUGGCAGCAGAGCUGUAUCUGAACCUGGACCUGAUCAAGGAAGCCAUUGAUGCCUUCAUGGAGGGGGAGGAGUGGAACAAGGCCAAGCGGGUGGCCAGAGAGCUGGAGCCCAGGUAUGAGGAGUAUGUGGACCAGCACUACAAGGAGUACCUCAAGAACCAGGGCAAAGUGGACUCGCUGGUGGGCGUGGACGUGGUGGCCGCCCUGGACAUGUAUGUGGAGCGGGAGCAGUGGGAGAAGUGCCUGGAGACUGCCGCCAAGCAGAAUUACAAGGUGCUGCACAAGUACGUGGCCCUCUACGCCACGCACCUGAUCCGGGAGGGCAGCUGGGAGAAGGCCCUGGGCCUCUACGUCCAGCACGGAGCCCCCGCCAAUGGUCAGAACUUCAACAUCUACAAGCGGCUAUUUGUGGAGAUGGUGAACGCAGGCGGCAUGAACUGCGCAGAGGCCUACCACCGCUGGGCUGACCUGCGGGACCUCCUCUUUGGCCUGUGUGAAAACCUGGUCAAGUCCAGCGAGGCCAACUCACCUGCGCACGAGGAGUUUGAGCGCAUGCUACUUGUGUCCCACUACUACGCCACGCGCUCUGCGGCACAGAGCAUCAAGCAGCUGGACACCAUGGCGGCCAAGCUCUCCGUCUCCCUCCUGCGACACACGGACAUCAUCCCGGUGGACAAGGCCUUCUACGAAGCUGGGACGGCGGCCAAGGCUGUUGGUUGGGAGAACAUGGCCUUCAUCUUCCUGAACCGCUUCCUGGACCUGACAGACGCCAUUGAGGAGGGCUCCCUGGACGCCUUGGACCACGCCGACUUCCAGUACACGGACAUUCCUUUCGAGGUGCCCCUCCCGGCCAAGCAGCACGUCUCCGAGGAGCAUCGGGAGGAGGUGCGCGACUGGGUGCUGACGGUCUCGAUGGACCAGCGGCUGGAGCAGGUUCUGCCGCAGGAUGAGCGCGGCACCUACGAGGCUUCCCUGCUGGCCCCCUCCACCGGCGUGCGCUCCCUGCCCUGCCUGGUCACCGGCUACCCAGUGCUGAGGAACAAAGUGGUCUUCAAAAGCCCCGGGAAGGAGGCCAACAAGGAGAGCUGGAACAAGUUCCUGAUGGCGGUCAAGAUGUCUCACAGCCCCCCCUGCCAGGACAUCCUCCGGUUUGUGGGCCAGUGGUGCGGGGGGCUGCCCACCUCCGGCUUCUCCUUCCAGUGAAGUCCUACCUGGCAGCCAGGCCCCCCCUCUCUUCCUCCUCCCCCCCCCCAAGAAAUUCCGGAAGUCCUCCUUGUAUUUAUUCUCCUGGAUUAAACCUUGUUUCUACA